Molecule: messenger RNA, 2694 nt
Organism: Lichtheimia ornata
Lineage: Eukaryota; Fungi; Mucoromycota; Mucoromycetes; Mucorales; Lichtheimiaceae
Exons: 9
Coding region: 1-2694 (897 amino acids)
Biological process (GO): mitotic DNA damage checkpoint signaling; protein phosphorylation
Cellular component (GO): nucleus
Molecular function (GO): protein serine/threonine kinase activity; ATP binding
Source: RefSeq, a predicted model, not a curated record
AUGAGGACUAGCAAGAUCGCGCAUAACGUCGACGAUCGAGGCAUUCCUAUUGUUAUACCCUCUGCCUCUCCCCAUCGCCAUUCCACACCUCAUUCACCACGGUAUCGCCCGCCACGAUUCGAUACUGACGACUAUGACGAAGUACGAGUGUGCCGCUUACGGCAAGACAGGAACUCUCUUUUAGAGGUGUACGACAACUACUAUCAGGAUCCCAACCCAUCUCAACUACGGCUCUUUUAUCGUCAUGUCCCCCAUUCCUCAUCCAGCCACAUGAGCGACUCUCUUCAGGAUGCACCCACCGAACCUUUACAGUCACCGUCAGCCACCCCUUUACAUGCAAGAGACUCUUCACCACUCCGUCGCACUAAUAGCAGAAAACGGCUUAGAGAUGGAUCGUCGCCUUUGGGACAAAGGUCACCUAUAGCAGCACCUCUGAGGGGACCUAUGCCGCUCACAAACACUUUUAACAACAGACUAUCAGCUUUGUUACAAGAACAACGACAACAAAGGCAACAACUACUACGCCAACAACAGAAAAAGGAGGAUGGGGAGAGUGAGGAUGAUGGUUCUUUAUCCAAUAUGAAACGAGGUCAUAAACGUCGACUGGUAGAAGAACAAGGGCAAUCAUCUCAACAUUCACCCAUUUACACACCACCACAACCACCACAACCACCACAACAGCCUACCGCAUCACCCAUAACAACAGCUCCUACACCUACAUCCACUCAUUCAUCACCCAUUCUUAGUCCUGUCAAGGAACAUCUCAUGCUUACACCACCUAAACCUUCUCCUCCUAUCACUCGCCACAAACAACAUGUUGUUCAAACAACUCUAGUUCCUCCUCCACCUCCACCACCUCCUUCUCUUCCUUCUCUACAACACGAUCCAUCACAUCAACAACAACAACAACCAUUAGAGGAACCACCUGAACAAUUGCCAACAAAAGAGAAUUUGGAUCAGCCGCAUGAAUUACCAGAUCAGCAUGAUCAACAGCAAAUACAGCCAAAUGAUGAUGUCCAUGUGGAUGUACAGUCGACUCAAAAAGAAGAGCAACAAGACAACGCUAAAGAAGAGAAGCAAAGCAACGUUGAAGAAGAACAAAACAACAGCGUUGAAGAAAAGCAGCAUGACAACAUAGAUAAUCCAGCAAAGAAGCUGCACCAAGAAGAUCCCAAGAUUGAAGCAAUUGAUCCAAAGGUCGAAGAAUCCAAAGAAGAAUGCAAUGAUACACAACCUGUAGCAAUUGAUCCAAAGGCUGAAGAAUCAGGAGGACGCAACGACACUCAUCCUACUAAAGCUGGUGGUGAAGAGCCUUUAUCAAAGGAGCAACCCAAAGCGGAUGAGCAGCCAUCGACACAAUCCAAACAAGAAAAGGACAAAGAAAACAACAGAGUGGAGGAUGAAUCAGCAAAGGCCAGGAAACGAGAUCCCCAAAUUGAAGAGAUUGACAGAAAGGUCAAAAGGCUGCGUGAAUAUUAUGAUAUCAAAUACAAGAUUGGUGAAGGCACCUUCAGUACUGUCUACAAAGCGGUGGAUGUCCGAUAUGAGCAAUACAACAAUGCACAAUGGGAACAGCAGCUAUUGGACGCUCAUCGAUUGGUGGAUUCCGAUGCUGAUGAACAAUCCAUCCCCAGCGCAACAAGCAAGGUCGUGGCACUCAAACGUGUCUAUUGCAUAAGCAGCCCUACCCGUAUUGCCAACGAGAUUUCCAUUCUACAGGAUCUUCGUGGAUGUUCUUGUGUAGCGCCUCUGAUCACUGCAUUUCGUCAAGCUGAAGAAUUUUUCAUCGUGAUGCCAUUUAUCGAACAUGAAGAUUUCAGGGAUAUACACCGCAAAAUGACAGCAGAUGAUAUCCGUUGCUACAUGCGUACCCUCUUGACAGGUCUCAGUCAUCUUCAUGCACGAAAGAUUAUUCAUCGGGACGUGAAACCAAACAACUUCCUUUACAGCUAUCAGAGGCGUUCAGGUGUUCUCAUUGAUUUUGGUCUUGCCGAGAGAGAGAAAUCCAUUGAAAAGCAUCAACAAUCCAAACCACAACGGCAACAACAACAACUACCAUUACAACAGCACCAUCGAACACCUCCUGCUUUGACGCGAUCCGCUAGUUUUAUCAAAAGCAGCAGCUCACUCAAUAACAAGGAAAAUAUACCAACAGCCGAUGAUGGUGUCAGAGAAAUUGGUUAUAUCAAGUAUGAUCCAAGACGUGGCAUUCAAGCAAACCGGGCUGGUACCAAAGGUUUUCGAGCACCAGAGAUUCUUUUGAGACAAGUCAAUCAAACGGGCGCCAUUGACAUAUGGUCGGCUGGAGUCAUUUUAAUAUCAUUGCUCACCGGACGAUAUCCAUUUUUUCUUGCCAAUGACGAUGGCGAUGCACUUGUGGAAAUUGCCAGUCUAUUUGGCACCAAUGCCUUAAAGACAUUUGCUACCAAAUUGAAGCGCAUCUUUGAAACCAACAUCCCAUCGUUACAUCCCGAACCUCGAUCUCUUUUGCAAGUUUGUAUGAACCUCAAUGGCGAAAAGCUAAAGACAUGGUCAUCCUCUGAUUUGGAAACUGCUGUGGAUCUAUUACAAAAAUGUCUUACGGUGGACUGCAACGAAAGGAUCACAGCCAAGGACGCCCUACAACAUCCGUUUUUACAAUUAUCAUCAUCAUCAUCAUCAUCAGCACCUUCGCAACAACCCUCUAAUACCUAG